This is a messenger RNA of Vespa mandarinia (Asian giant hornet), 1907 nucleotides long. RefSeq names its product adenylate kinase isoenzyme 1. Lineage: Eukaryota; Metazoa; Arthropoda; Insecta; Hymenoptera; Vespidae. Gene Ontology annotation, biological process: nucleobase-containing compound metabolic process. The record is from RefSeq and is a predicted model, not a curated record. Gene Ontology annotation, molecular function: nucleobase-containing compound kinase activity; ATP binding.
GUGCGUCGCCGUUUGCCCACGCUCUGAUUUAUUCAACGGAAAAAAUGUUUCUUUCUAUCUUUCAAAAUAUUCUUUUUAUGCUUUUAUAUGUGUGAUUGUAUUUGUGGGUCUCUCUCUGACUCUCUCUGUCCCUUUCUGUCUCGUUCUGUUUUUAUCUCGCUCACUCAUUUUUUCAUCCGCUUUCUCUAUCUCUCUUUUCUUUAAAAAAAAGUAUGAGAGUUCCUGCCAAUACAACGUCGGUGUCUAAGAAUACGCAUUACUCGUAACAUUUAGCCACGGGAACGCGUUCCACACGAUGUAGAACUUUCUGGAUAAAUCUUCCUGUGUCAGAGAGAAAGAGAGAGAGAGAGGGAGGAAGAGAAAGGGUGGGAGGACAAGAGAGAGAGAGAGAGAGAGAGAGAGAGAGAGAGAGAGAGAAAGAAAGCUUCUUAUCAUCAAAAAAUGAAAAAAACAUACUGUCUUAUCCCGUGAUUCUUUUUAUUGGCUGGUAAAAGAGAAGCCAUCGUUGAGGAUUAUUUCGCGAGAGAGCAAGAAACCAAGUAGAAAAAAAAGAAAAAUAGAAGGAAAGAAAUACAAAAGUAUGAGGAAGGACAAGAAAAAAGUAGAAGGAAAAGAUCUUAUCGUGAGAGAAAAAGAAAGAGAGAGAGAGACAGAGAUAGAGAAAGAAUACUUUCCAGUACGCUUUGGAAGAGUAACGAAGUAAAUAUGGCAUGGCGCUUUAAGCGUCAAGUAAGCCGUGUAAAACGUGUAAGUAAGAGGGAAAGAGAAAGAGAGAGGAAGACCAACCACUGGCAACGUGGGUCCUGUAAUUUGUCUUUCGACGAGUCUGCUCUUUGGACGUCGUCGUGAUGUGGUAGGAAAAAAGAACGACCGAGCAAGAUUUUCGAGAAGCUUACAAAUUAUAAUAUUUGACCGUGACACACGGGUCUUAUCGUCGUAUGGCUAUUUUUGGAAAGAUAAACGUGUUAUAACGAAGUUUCUCAUCCGAAAAGUGCAAUAUUAUGGGCAAUUGCCUUAGACCGAGGGAUCCCUUAGAGGAUGUUCUUCCGAAAGAGACCGGAAUCGAUGCAUCGGCUGUUAGAGAGGCUAAUUUACCAAUGAUAUGUCUGAUCGGUGGACCAGGUUCAGGAAAGACUACGCAAUCGAAAAAAGUGUCAGAAAAAUUUCACUGGCUAAUUAUAUCAAGUUCUGAAAUACUUCGCGACGAGGUUCACACGAGAUCAGUAAAAGGAGUCGUUUUAGCGAGAUAUAUGUCUCAAGGUCGAUUAGUACCAGCCGACGUUUUAAUAGAACUAAUUAAAACGAAAAUGCUAAAGCAUCUUAACACAGCAAAAGGAUUCUUUCUAACAGGAUUCCCGCGUGAAAAGGAACAGGGAAAAAUGUUUGAAAGACAGGUGAAACCAUUCGAUCUGUUGAUCUAUUUAUCAGCGAGGAAUUCAGUACUACGUGACAGAGCAAUGGCUAAGGCAGUAACGAUGACUGAAAGACUCGAAGAGAGCGAGGAGAAGCUUAAAGAACGCAUAAGAAUUUUUCACAAGAUGAAUAAACCCAUAUUACGUCAUUACAAGAAAAAACUCGUUGUGAUAAAUGCCGAGAAUGAUGAUGAAAACGUAUUCGCAGACAUAUGUCGAGAGAUGGAGAAUAUCUUAAAAAAAAUAUCAGCACAAACGUCAUCGUGAAUCGCUAUUUCGUAUUACCUCGUAAUUGUUAUGUUGUGUAUAGUUUUUCCGAAAAACAAAAGAAAGUAUUAUAUAAAAUUUGAAGAACAAAAAAGAAAAGAAAAAGAAAAAGAAAAAAAAAAGAGAAAGAGAGAGAGAGAGAGAGAAUAAGUAGAUUUCGAAGGACGAUCGGCUAUCGAAAUUAUAGGCAACAUUUUUCUUCGCUGGUAUAUUAUAGAAGGAACAUAA